Messenger RNA from Acanthaster planci (crown-of-thorns starfish), 6181 nucleotides. RefSeq lists its product as uncharacterized. Lineage: Eukaryota; Metazoa; Echinodermata; Asteroidea; Valvatida; Acanthasteridae. The record is from RefSeq and is a predicted model, not a curated record.
UAGGGCAUUUAGGCACAUUAGGGCUACCUGCGCUACACGUGCACAUCUAGUUUCCUCGGCAUUUAACCCAGACAGAUGGACCUUGCCGAGUAUAGCCUAAUUGUAGAAUUUGACAUCUAGGCCUACUUUACCAAGAAGCUAUGGAUGAGGAUGUAGAAUCCAGUGACAUCCCAGCAAGCCAGCUGGCUGCCAUACAGAGCAAGGGACAGUUCCAACGGUCCAUCUCCUUGGCCCUAUCGGCUGAGACUGGCAAGACUGGUGGUGAUUCCGUGCCCUCUUGCUCUGUGGAGCAAGAUGACAGGGGUCACUCAUUGGGCGUCUCGGCAGACAAUGUGGCACGUUCUGCAGAGGGCUUGGACAUCAGGUCAACAAUCAAGGAAGAAGAUCACGAUUUGGAAGACAGAGUUGAGAGGAGAGUCCUGGAGGAGGAUGGGGAAGACGAGGCUGUCAGUGACGAUGCAACAACUGAAGAGAGUGUCAGCAGCGAUGACGACAGUGAUGCAGUGCAAAUGGCACCUCUCCCCCGGUCAACCACUUCAAACCGUAGAGGCAAGACCAGGUUACAGAGGCAAAGAUUGCGACAGUUCCGGCGGGAUUUUUUUGCGCCGUUUAUGGAAGAUGAUGACUUCGAGGAUUUGUCCUGUCGAGUGGAGGUUGAAAACAGGCCACAGAGGGUCCCUACUUUGAUGGAGCUGUGCAUGGAAAAAGGUUUCUCCACGACCAGUCCGUUGCCCCCAGGACUGAAGCCGGCCCUAUCCCAGCAUCGUGGCAAGGCCAAGCUCGCUGCUUUACAGUUGCGCUGGCUUGGCAGAAACCUGGCAAUCCUUGAGAAGCAGAUCAAGUGGAACCUCGUUGAGGCAGUGGGACCUCAUGGAAUGAGGUCCACUCAUUUGAGGCGUGACACCAAAUCUCUUUGGAGACGGAAGCAUUGGCAAUAUGAUUGGAGCCCACACCCUGAGAGGAAGCUGUGGAUUCUGCCUGCCAGCUGCCAGGUGUACGACACAGUGGAGUGGAAGAUAGCAGCCCUGGCACAUUACAUCAACUUGGCACUUCCACUUCGGAGCGGUGACCCCAAAAAGGGUGGAGCUUCCCCGUCAGAACAGCAGGGCUGCAAGGAUGGGGACGUCCAGCAGGUCAAGCGAUGCCUGAGAAAGAGAUAUCCCAAGCUGGUGAAGUAUUGUUUUGAUCACGCCAUGGCCUAUGUAUGGUGGACCAGGGGCAGAUGCACGAAAGCCCAGGAAUCCUUCAUAAAGAUUGCCAAACGAUAUCCACCCGACCUGAUUUCUGAGACAGAGCAGAGCACUUUAUGGGCCCGUCACCGAGCCAUGGUGCUGGUUGAGAUUGGCCGCCUGUUGGUGAGCUUUGACCAGCCAGACUCAGCUGGGCACUUCUUUCGGGAGGCUGCCGAGGUGGCCUCUAGGAAGGUUCACCCCAAGAUCGCAGACAAGCUGACCCUGCAGUCCCUGGCUCUGACGGCUUCGGCUUACGACCAAGGAUUGAUGGCCGGUCAUUCAGCAAUUCAGGCUGCCAGACUGUGGUCGACUACGGCGCAGCAAGCUCAGGCCGUGGAGCAGACGCCCCCGAGGAGCAUGCAGGAUUUCCAGUGGGAGGAACCGGGGGAAUCGGUGAUGGAACACUGCAGCCGUGAGGCGGUGUUAGCCGCCAUGGAAUCCCUACUGCACUGCCACGCCGGCCACCUUGCCAAUUCAGCCAACCAAGAUUUUCGGGAUUCGGCACAUAGGAAUCGAGUCUGGCUAACAGGGGCCAGAGGCUAUCUGGAGAAGCUUCAAGGCCCAGACAGUGCCUUUGUUGGGAUGUAUCUGUCCUUUGUCCUGGCCAUGCUCAACGAGGGAGUAGCUGCCGAGAAUGCGUACCAUGUUUCUUUGACAAGCAAUAUCUGGAGCAGAGGGCCCGGCGACAUUGCCACUGUGGUGACAGAGGACGACAUUAGACCCCACCCGUGGUGGCUCUUUGGGGAGUGGAUCGCAGCUCGGAAGGCAGCCCUGAGGAAAGCAGUCUCUGAGCCCCUGCGCGUUCUCCCCUUGGUGUGGCGAAGGGGUCUGCAGCAACCCACCUACAGAUACGACGGACUCUCUUAUGGGGCAUUGCGCAAGCAGAAUGCUGACAUUGAGGGAUUUACCCUUGACCUUCAUGUGACCCCUAAAGGUCAUUUGACCGGUGCCAUGAUGCAGAAUCUCCCACCAAUGACAAAGGUCUGCAUGGAUGCGUACACUGGACAAGUUCACCUGGGUGACCCCUGCUGCGACAGUGAGCUGCAUCGAUGGGACAACUAUGAUAACAAUCAUCCUCGUGCAGCUAACUUCGACUGUCAGAGUUCCCUCCCACAACCGAACAUCAUUUACUCUGACCCCUUGACAUCGACAACCGUCACCCUUGCAAUCACCAGCGUGAGCUGUUACUACCAGUGUGAGGCGAACAGGCUUUCCCGAAAUGCCCCCAGUAGGAAAAGGCCAGAGGACUUGAGAUGGAUUCAGGCAGAGUCGCGGCCGGCCAUCUCUGUCAUCUACCAGCGCAAAGGAUCAGCCAGGGUCAAAGUUGACCUUGUAGAUCUCGUCUUGAAGGAACAAAAAAAGAGUGUUCUUGAUGCAAUUGAGUCAAGUUAUGCUGCGAAGCUCCUCAGGGAAGCGGAAAACUUCCUUGACUUCUUCAUCAGGAGGCAGUAUCACUUCAACAGCCAUAUGGUAAUGGAGUUUUUGAAUCACAAAAUUAGUGAUGAAAAUUUCACGCAUCCAGUGGCCCAACAUCAUCCGUCAACCAGUAAGGACAUUGCCAAGUAUGUUGAGGGAAAGAGGAACCGUUACAACUUCCAAAUGGCACGGAUCACCUUGAAAAAGGUUCUGUACGUUGGCAAGGCAACGGUCGUAUUGCUGCUGAUCAUGCCAAGUUACGAUGUAUUCGUGUUCAUUGAGUGCACCUCGGCGGAGAGUUUCAGCCGGCCAAUUGUUGUCAGGAGUAAAGAGAAACGUCCUUACGGGUACCGAUCAAGCCUACCUGACGGCUGGCUCCUGUUGAGUGACUGCUCCUGCUGGAGUGCUCCAAACCCACCGGCCAGUCUACUCUUUGCCUUCAAAGACGAUCCCAAGGCAUGGCCGCAACGCAAGCUUACGCACCUCAAUAUGCAGAUUUUCGAUGAUCGGGGCAACAUUCUCAGCUUCAAGAAGUUUGGGCAAAGAAAGGAGCAAGAUUCCAGCAAGGAGAGAUAUUUUUUGUCUUGCGAAGGGUAUAAAAUUGUCGGCACCAACAAGGAAAAGACAAAGGUCACAGUGUGCGACUUGGAGAAACAGACAGAGUGCUGGUCCACCGAGUUGACCAGUAUACAGAAGCUGGAUGUCGCCAAGGGCACCGUCUACGUCUCAACGCUAGAGGGCGUGUACGCGAUGGACAUUGAAGCAUUGAAGCCACUUGUGAUCGUUCAUUUGAGCUCCAGCAGAUUUUCCACACCACCCAAUGACAAUGGACUUCUCUUGUAUCUCCCCGCUGGGAGUGCAGACAACCCCAAAGUGCUGAGCACAACUGAGAUAAUGGCAAGGAGUGAUGGGACUGAACAGUACAGUGCAACUUUCUAUGGCAUGGACAAUCAUGUACUUGUACUAAGAAGACGCAGAAUGGAUGAGGGUGAACUUCUUGAAGGGGAGCAGAAGCCAGAUGUCUUGGAAGUGAAGGAUGUGAUGGUACCAGGGAGGCCUAAGGAGCUAUGCUAUCUUGGCGAACAAGCGGGCUUUAUCGUCUCAGCUACGAUCUCCAGCAGUGACGAGACCAGUGCUUACUACCGAGAGAGCCUCUACUGGUUUGACAUGGCCGGCGACAUCAUUGCCAUCCAUCCGUUCAUAGGUGGGGGCCAUCACAGUUUCCUACCGGUCUACCUGAGAGACCCAGGAGGAGACGGGGAGGGGAAGGCAGACGACAGGGACUUGUAUCUGUACUUUGCCGAUGGCCUAGGUGCACUGUGUUGCAUCAAGCUGGAUAUUUAUCAGUAUCGCUAGAAACAACCCGACUUUUCAGGCCAUUUUAAGCUUCAUGGGGUGGGGGAAUUUGGAAGUUUUAGAUAUUACAAGACGAGAAAUUUUAUUUAGUGGUUGUCAAGUGAGGGGUGUACAUUCCAACAGAAGUUGGUCAUACAUGGGGUGUUAUUCCACAAAAAGGAAGUCAUGAGUGUGCAAAAGUGCACUUUCGCUUGUUCCUGCACUGAGUGGAUUAUGCAAAUUAGAAUUUUCUUCAUUAUUUUACUGUUCUUCAGUUGAUUUGAAAGUCAGGAAAACUUCCGUCAUAAACACUCGAGGUUAGAUGUGCAACAUUCAAGCAUUGUGCCAUAAUGUUUAUUCAUACAUACCAUAAUGAGGCUUUCAACAAAGUGGAAACGGGUAUUUCUAAACUCAUUUUACUCAAAUCACAGAAUUUGAGCCCACGGCCGGUACCCAAUACCGCAUCAUUAUUGAAAUUGAGAAAAAACACAAAUCUUAGUAUCAUGAAAUGAUGGCAGUGUUUCAACCCACAACUGAGUCAGAAGGUGUUGCAUGCCUUGAAUAUAAUGCCUUAAAAGGAUAUAACCCGACUGACCGGUACCUUGCAAUCAUGUUGUGAAUACAGUAGCUGUAACAGGUGUUUGUUGUACCUUUCUUCCCAGAAAAAUUUCAUUCUUUAUUUGUAACGAGAUGUUUGAUAGUCAACCUAACUAUGAUCGUUUUUGUGUACGUAUAUUUGAAACAUUGACAAAAAAAUUUAAUUUAUAAAUAUGCUGAGCAAAGGUAGAGGCAGGGGUGUACAUAACAAUAUAGAAAUGCAUUUUUGUUGAAGAAUUUCCUUGAGAAAUUUGUCUUUGGUAUUGCAAUUACUGCUUAUCAGACAGUCAUGACAUUUUGUGAAAUGAAGUAUACCUUUACAAGCUAUGCAUGUAUCUAUUUUUAAUAGUGUUUGAUUUCUAUAAGGAUUUAGUCACAGGCUUAAUGACUGUUUAUCAGGUGUAAUAUUUUUAGGAAAUGUUCUGGAAAUUAUUUUUGAUAAUUGAAAAGAAAUGAAGUGCACGUGUAUAAAGUUAAUCAGUUUGUAAUAAGCAACUCAGAGAACUUACAGUGUAUAUAUUUGUGGAUAUCAUAUACUCGGUUUCAAACAGAUGUACAUGUACAGUUUAAACAGAUAUGUAUGUGUUAAGGUUUCAAAAGUUGAAGUGUUUGGAGUGUGUGGGUGUUGAUUAUGAAAUAUAUUGUUAACUUUAACCAGGAAUGUAUCGUAUUAUACAAAUUAAAAAGUAUGGGAUCAUACCAAGAAAGUCUCCAGAGAUUCUUAAAUUUCUAACACAGGCACAGUGCAUUUAAAUUUUGAAUUUGUUAAACCUAGCCCAUCCUUUAAAUUUUGAAUUUGUUAACCCUAACGCUGUCCUUUUAAUAUAUUUUUAUAUUGUUAGUAGUGCUGCAUCUAAUUUAAAUGAGUUCAAAUUUGGUUUCCACAAAAAAGAAAGCACUCUUUCAGACACAUGUAAACACAAAUGUGACCUGCUCUGCAAGAGAUGUUUUAAGUUGCGCAAUUCAAAAAUAUUUUGAGGCAAAUUGCUGACAACAAAGCCUCUGUUGCUUAGGAAAACCAAGAGAGUGUCUCAGUUAAGUUAACUAUUUCUGUUCGUUAUAUUUUAAGGGUAUUACAUGUAUCUCAAAAAGCAUGUGUGAUAAAAUGAAAUUAUAUGAAUAUGCAAAUGGCAAAUAAUUCCAAAACGUAAAAUGCUACUGGAAUGAUUUAUAUGUCAAAUGAAAACUUGGGAUGUGAGCAAUAUACAUGUAGUUAUAUAUAUAACUCGAAUUCCAAAACAAGGUGACAUAAUACACAUUUAUGCAGAGCCGGUCACACAAAUGCAAAUUGUCCUGACCGCAGAGCCGGUCACACAAAUGCAAACUGUCCUGACCGCAGAGCCGGUCACACAAAUCCAAAUUGUCCUUACCUUGUAAAACUUAUUGUCUUUAGUAUCAAAAUCGUGUGGGUUAUUUUGGGUAGAUUCCAGCAACCUUCCAUAUGUCCAAGUCUUAGUGUUAAGUGCAAAUAAGGCUUUGAGGGCAGAAUGGUUACUUCAGAUUUAUGCCUAUUUAACAUAUCCCCAAAAGGGGCAAUUUACCCAAAUCUAGACAGGGAAAAUUUUGGUGGAAUAAAAUCUGAAAUCUGAGUGCAACAGGCA